AUGAACAGAAAAUUUACCAGAAGAAAUUCAUGUGUCCUUCUCUCAAUAUUCAGUAUUUUAAUUUAUAUAAUUAUUCAUAGAAAAUUAUACCAGCAAUUUCAAAACCAACGAUUUCAUCAACGACUCCAAGCAGAUGACAGUGAUUUCACCUCCUCAUUCCUCCACGUGGACUCUACUGGCAACUCCCAGAAUACGUGUGUGCUCCCUGACUAUGAUAUCUGGCAUCCGGAUAUUAAGAAAGUGUUGACUGCCAAAUUUCCGACGAACAAUUGUGAUAAGAGCUUUGAGCCAUGGACACAACUGGUCAAUUCCACGUGGCACGUUGUCAACCAGGAGGCGGAGUUGUGUUUGGCGAGAUGCAUCGAACAAGUGCGUGCGAGUCGAGAAGUGAUUUUGGGCAAAUGGAUGACACCUGGAUACGUGGAUUGUGAAUUCCUGGAAGCAGUUUGUUGGGAAGGUGGAGUGGAAGUCUAUGGAUACAUUCAUACACAGAUUCUACCAAAAACUCCGGCCAUUCCCCCUCUCCACAAAUCUCCUCAUCCAAACGUGUUCUUCCUUAUGAUCGACUCGCUGAGCACCGGAAUGGCAAAACGGUCAUUUCCAAAGUUUCUCGAGUAUUUUCAGUCAGAAUUCAGUGGAAUCCAAUUCCCAUAUGUGAAUACAGUAGGCGAGAACAGUCAUCCGAAUGGAGUCUCUCUUUGGUUCGGGAAAUCAGUUGAAUUUGGACACAAAGUGACUGGAGAGGAGAUAGACGCAGAUUGGAAUGGUGUCGAUAAGUGUGGGAGGUAUAUCGAUAAUGAGACACAUUUGUUCAACCAAUUCCGGGAUUAUGGGUAUACGACCCUUCUAACCGAGGAUUGGCUGGUCGAGUUGAUGGACUCUUACCCAUUCUGCAAGGGUUUCCUCAACAAACCGGUAGAUCACAUGUUCCGCCCGUUUACCGCUGUCUAUGAUAUAGUCGGAAUGGAUAUAACUAGACAACAUUUGGAAGGACACCUUUGUCGGGAGAUUCAUGAAGCUGCAAUGGAGUAUUGGGAGCAGGCGAUGAAUGCUUAUAGAGACCGCCCAUUAUUUGCCUUCUCUUGGCUUAUAGACCUUGCUCAUGAGUACCCGGAUGGGCCCGUGAGAUUCGAUGACUACUUGACGCAGUUUUUUGAGAGAAAUCGUGAAAUUCUAGACGAUUCUUUUAUAUUUAUUAGUGGAGAUCAUGGAAUCAGAGUGGGUGAUCACAUCACAUCGGAAAUCGGAUCGUUCGAAAGGAAUAAUCCAUUUCUUGCGAUUUCGGUGCCGAAAAAGUUUCGAGAUGAUUCGAAAAAUGGAAUGUUGGAAGUGAUGAGAGUGAAUUCUAACCAAUUACAGACUCAUUUCGAUACGAGGGCAACAAUUGUGGAUAUCAUUAUGUACCAACCUGAAACCGGCUUCACUGACCGUAAUCCCUUAUCGAUUCCCGAUGAAAAAGGGCACUCUUUGCUACGGAAACAACCGAAAUUCCCGAGAACUUGUGCAACACUUCCAAUUCCCAGUCAAUACUGUAUUUGUCAGGUGAAGAAGACGAAAGUUAAGGAUGAAAACCUUAAAAUGCGUCUCGGUCAGAAAGUUCUGGAUCAUGUGCACAUGCAACUAGACAAAUUGAAUUUCACAUCCAUCUGCCGGAAAUAUAAGUUGAAAGAGGUCCCAUCCCUCAUCGAAUACCACUACAGUACCACCUGGAAUACGUAUGAAAUCGAAGUGAAAACUCAUAAACCGAGUGAAGUCCAUUUCCAGACAAUGAUAACGUACAACCCGAAGACACAUACUGCUACCGUCGCAAAAGUGGUCAGAAUGGAUCGAUAUGGGGGUACUGCUUCAUGCACUACGAAGUAUCUUGACACUCCAACGUGUUACUGUAGAAUACAAGGACCUCUUUCUUAUAUCACUAAUUUAUUUGACUGGUUGUAUUAA
Messenger RNA from Caenorhabditis remanei, 1941 nucleotides. RefSeq lists its product as uncharacterized. NCBI's taxonomy places the organism in Eukaryota, Metazoa, Nematoda, Chromadorea, Rhabditida, Rhabditidae. The record is from RefSeq and is a predicted model, not a curated record. The coding region runs from base 1 to 1941 and encodes 646 amino acids. The transcript is spliced from 11 exons.